Parnassius apollo (apollo) is the source of this 2067-nucleotide messenger RNA. Lineage: Eukaryota; Metazoa; Arthropoda; Insecta; Lepidoptera; Papilionidae. The record is from the annotation of a GenBank genome assembly.
AUGCUCGAGCUGUCUUUUCAAAAUGCACAAGAAGUGGUGGACCAAAAUAACAGUGCCAGUUUACAAGAAAAAAAACAAAUUCAAAUCCUUCAGGAUGUUAUUGUUAAGCCAGCUUCUACAAGCAGUGAAACUACAACUUUUCAAGAACCUCGCUGCAAUUCAUCUAUUGCUUUUCAAGAACCUAGCUUCAGUUCAACUUUACACGAUAUCUCAAUGCGGGUAAGUCCUCGAGUUAGAAAGACUUAUUUAGACUUUACGCCUAAAAGAAAGAAAAUACAAAAAUCAGAAAACGAUGUUUAUGUUAGUCCUAGUACAGGCAAUACUCUUCAUGUACUGGAAAACGCUGAAUACGGACUUGCAACUCCUAUCCGCAAAUAUUAUAAUUUACGAAAAGAAACCCCAGUAACUCCGAACGUAUCAAAUCUUACAAGCAGGACUAGUUCAAUUAGUGACAUUUCAUGUGCAAAAUCCUUAUUAUGCCCACUAUCCAACGAGGAAAUCUGUGCAAUAUAUGACACCCAAACGCAGAAUAAUCAAAGUUCAUUGACAAAUUUGAAUAUUUCUACAAUUUAUGGUAAAGAUUUAAAUCCAGAUGCAUCUAAUAACAAUUGUACUCGCAACCCUUCCGAGAAAAUCUGUGAAAUAUAUGACACUCAAACGCAAAAUGAACAAAGUUCAUUAACAUAUUUGAAUAUUCCUGCAAAUUCUGCUAAAGAUUUUGAACCCGAUUCAUCUGAUGAUAGUUAUGCUCCCAACUCGUCUGACCUAGAAACUGAUUCUUCUUACUCCGACGAUAGUGAUGGUGAUGAUAGCGUAAUAACUUACUAUGAAAACAGUUCUGAAACCGAAUUAGUUCAAAUACUUGAAAAUACUCAAUGUACAGAAAACAAUAAUUUUGACGAGUGGGAAGACAUUAACGAUACGAAACCUGAUUUCGAUGAAUUCACAGAUAAUUGUAGACCAAACAUUCCGGAUAAUACUAUAACGCCAGCAGAUUUUUACAGUCUAUUUGUAACGGAUGAAAUUAUUGAGCAAAUGGUAAUAAACACAAACAAUUACGCACAAGAUCUUAUUAGUAAUCUAAGUAAUCUUAAGCCUAAAUCACGCUUGCGAGCCUGGACUCCUACAACUCCAGAGGAGAUGAAAAAAUUUUUAGGAGUGCUACUGGCGAUGGGUCUUGUAAGAAUACCACGUUUAAAUGAUUACUGGUCGAAAAGAAACAUCUACAAUAAUAAAUACAUUAGUUCAGUUAUGACAAGAGAUCGAUUUCUGCUAAUUUUGAAAUUUUGGCAUUUUAGUCAAGAGUCACCUAACGACACAGACAAAUUGAAAAAGAUAAGGGAUACUUUUAAUAAGAUUUUAGAAAAAAUGCAAACCCUUUUGGAGCCAGAUAAUUUCUACAAUUCCAUUGAUCUUGCGGAAGAACUUAUACGUAAAAAGACCUUCAUGUGUGGUACUCUGAGACCAAAUCGGAAAGGAAAUCCUAAGAAAAUAAUAUCCAUAAAAUUGAAACGAGGUCAAAUAGUAGGAAAAAUGAACCCAAAUGGGGUAAGAGUUAUAAAGUGGACAGAUAAGAGACCGGUUCAUAUGAUUUCUACGUGCCGAAAUCACAAUUUGACUCUUAAAUCUACAGGUAAGACGAACCGAAUCACUGGAAACAUAAUUAAAAAACCACAAUGCGUCAUAACAUACAAUGAGAAUAAAAAAGGCAUCGAUUUUAACGACCAAAUGUCCUCAUAUUAUUCUAGCUUGAAAAGAGGCGUGAAAUGGUUUAGAAAAGUAAUGAUGGAGAUAUUAUUUGGAACAGUCAUAAUAAACAGCUGGGUAUUAUACAAUCACGGAAAACCAGUUCAAAUGCCAAAGAAGAAUUUUAUGGAAGCAAUUAUUGAAGCUUUGACUCAGGUGCCGAUAUUAACAGAAACAGCUAAUGAAUGUGCUGCUAUGCCAAAGACGAAUCAUACCUUCGAAACCAAAGGAAUAAAAAGAAGAAACUGUGCGGGUUGUUACAAUAAGCUUCGUGCAACGUUAAAUAGCAAAGAUGCUCAAAGAAAAACCAAAAAAAAUUAA